AUGUCCAAGCAAACCAAGUACAUCCUCCUCUCCCUUCCGAGCUCCAUUACCCCCUCCCACCACCGCGAAGAUGCCCUCGAGGCCAUCACGAAAACGAUCUCCUCAGAUAACGGGACGGUAAUUCCGUUUCCGAUUCCGGAUUUUAAAAUCGGCACCCUAGACGCUUUGGUGCAGCAGGCGGACGAGUUGACAAAGGCGGAAGCUACCUGUCAGGCCGUCGCCGGCAAGGUUGGAGAUGCGUUGCGGAGUGUGCUUGAGGGCGACGAGGAGCAGUUGGCGCGGGUGAAAACGGUUAAUGAUAAGCCUCUUGAACAGUACUUGCGGACAUUCUCGUGGAACAAAGUCAAAUAUCGGGCUGAUAAACCAUUGUCGGAGUUGAUUGACUUGUUACAAAAGGAAACGGCCAGCAUCGACAACGACGUAAGGGCCAAAUUCACGCAGUAUAACCAAGUCAAGUCCAGUCUGGCGACACUACAGCGAAAGCAAACGGGAAACUUGGCCACCAGAUCUCUCACUGGAGUCGUAGAUCCGCGCCAGCUUGUUCAGCAUUCCGAGUAUCUAGAAACGCACCUUGUGGCGGUUCCGUCGCGAGACACCAAGGACUUUCUUCGCUCCUACGAAACGUUAUCUCCUAUGAUCGUGCCACGGUCAGCCACACGUAUUGCUUCAGAUGACGAGUUUACGUUAUACGGGGUAACCACGUUCAAGAAACAUAGCCACGAAUUUAUUCACAAAUGCCGCGAACAUAGGUGGACUCCAAGGGAGUACAAGUACGUCGAAGGCGGAGAGGAGGAAGAACGGAAAGAAGUCGAACAGAUUUUGUUUGCGCUUUGA
Uncinocarpus reesii 1704 is the source of this 834-nucleotide messenger RNA. RefSeq lists its product as uncharacterized. The coding region runs from base 1 to 834 and encodes 277 amino acids. Gene Ontology annotation, molecular function: proton-transporting ATPase activity, rotational mechanism. Gene Ontology annotation, cellular component: vacuolar proton-transporting V-type ATPase, V1 domain. Gene Ontology annotation, biological process: proton transmembrane transport. The record is from RefSeq and is a predicted model, not a curated record. NCBI's taxonomy places the organism in Eukaryota, Fungi, Ascomycota, Eurotiomycetes, Onygenales, Onygenaceae. The transcript is spliced from 5 exons.